UUUCAAUAUUACCACGCUGCCCCGUCCAAUAAGUAGCUGAACUAGGGUUUUAACGCGAUUUUGGAGUCCAUAGGUGCCACUGUAAUGCUUCACUAGGGUUUUCCAUUCUCGCUGUCUUCCAUGGCGGGUUCUCGUGUUCAGGUGAACAAGGCGCACAAGACAAGGUUCGCCUCGAAAUCAUCUCGUAACAUUCACAAAACUUCUCUUCAGGAUAAAAGCAAGAUCUCUAAAACCGAUCGGAAUGCCGCCAAGGGAGCUCGUAAUGCACGUAUUCAGCGCAAUAAGAUGAUAAGGGAGCAGAAACGGGCUGCCCUCUUGAAAGAAAAAAGGGCCUCCAGCGCAUCAACAAGCCCUCCCCGUGUCAUUGUUCUGUUCGGCCUCUCUGCUUCUGUGAAUUUAAAUUCACUUUCAGAAGAUAUUUUCUCGUUAUUAUCUGCUGAAACUGUGUUUCCGGCUGUAGCUUCUCCUGAGUACAAGCUGAGAACUACGGUCUUGAAAGCACCUCAUGGAGAUCUAUUAUCCUGCAUGGAAAUGGCCAAGGUUGCAGAUUUGAUUGCUUUUGUGGCAUCUGCAAGCUCUUCAUGUGAAGAAAGCAAUUCUAGCUAUUAUAUCGACUCCUUUGGAAAGCAAUGCCUUUCUGUGUUUAGAGUUCUUGGUUUACCAAGUACUGUUGUAUUGAUUCGUGAUCUACCUAGCGAUUUGAAAAGAAGACAUGAUACGAAGAAGACUUGCACUUCUAGCCUUGUUUCUGAAUUUCCCGAGGAUUGUAAGUUCUAUCCUGCAGAUACGAAAGAUGAGUUACACAAGUUCAUGUGGCUUUUUAAGGAGCAAAGGCUGACAGUUCCUCAUUGGCGGGACAAACAUCCUUACCUCAUGGCCCAAAAGGUUGAUUUUGUCACUGAUGGAGGGAAAAGUACACUUCUUCUUACUGGUUAUCUGCGCACCCGUAAUCUCUCAGUUAAUCAGCUGGUUCAUGUCUCUGGUGCAGGGGAUUUUCAGUUGUGCAAAGUUGAACUUCUCAAGGAUCCAUGUCCACUGAAUGCAAGAAAAGAUGGGGAUCUUAUGGAUGCAGAUGAACAUGAUGUGCAGGUUAUAAGGUCUUUGGUCCCUGAUCCUAUGAAACAAGAGCCUUUACUUGUUGAGAAUGUUCCAGACCCUCUUGCAGGAGAGCAGACGUGGCCAACGGAAGCAGAAAUGGCUGACGCUGAUAGAAAUCAACGUGAGAAAAAGCUGAGAAAAAGGACCUUGCCUCGGGGCACUUCCGAGUAUCAGGCUGCUUGGAUUGUUGAUGAUUCAGACGUGGAUGACUCAGAUAGCAAUGAUGAUACAGAUGAUGGUAUGGUGUUGGACAGAAAUGUUAGUGGCUUUGUAGAUCAAGAAUGCAAUGAUAAAUUGGACCUUGACGAUGACCAGGCUUCUCUUCAACUAGAGUCAGAUGAAGAAACUGAAGUUGGUUCAGUGGUAAUGGAAGGUGAAAACUUUACAAAAGAGCAAAUAGAGGAUGAGAUUCGCAAAAUUAAAGAAGCACAUGCUGAAGAUGAGGAAUUCCCUGAUGAAGUGGAUACCCCAAUAGAUGUUCCUGCUCGAAGGCGUUUUGCUAAGUUUAGAGGUCUGAAGUCCUUCAGGACGUCUUCGUGGGACCCCAAAGAAUCUCUACCCCCAGAAUAUGCAAAGAUAUUUGCUUUCGAUAAUUUCUCAAGAACACAAAAACAUGUCCUUGCAAAAGCUCUGGACACAGAGCAAGGGGACAUUGAUGACUGCAUACCAGCAAGUUCUUACGCAAGACUUCAUAUCAAGGAAGUGCCAACAGGUGUUGCUUCUAAACUAUGUAGGCUUGCAAACACAAUGCCUAUUAUAGCAUGUGGCCUCUUGCAACACGAGUCUAAAGUUUCAGUUCUUCACUUCAGUGUAAAGAAGCAUGACACUUACACUGCCCCCAUCAAAUCUAAAGAAGAACUAAUAUUUCAUGUGGGGUUUCGCCAAUUCAUUUGUAGGCCGAUAUUUUCUACGGACAAUACAAAUUCAGACAAGCACAAGAUGGAGAGGUUUCUUCAUGCAGGACAGUUUUCAGUAGCUUCGAUAUAUGCUCCAAUUUCUUUUCCUCCUCUUCCUUUGGUUGUACUGAAGAGGGAGCCAACUUCUGCAUCACUUUCAGUUGCUGCUGUUGGUUCAUUGAGGAGUAUCGAUCCCGAUAGGAUUAUCUUGAAGAGAAUCAUUUUAACUGGUUAUCCUCAGCGAGUAUCGAAGAAAAAAGCUACAGUAAAAUACAUGUUCCAUAAACCAGAGGAUGUGAGAUGGUUCAAGCCAGUCGAAGUAUGGACAAAAUGUGGUCGACGUGGACGCAUCACGGAACCUCUUGGUACACAUGGGGCAAUGAAGUGUAUUUUGAAUGGGGUCCUUCAGCAGCACGACACUGUAUGCAUGAGUUUGUACAAACGCAUGUAUCCUAAGUGGCCACAACAUUGGUUCCCACUCGACGCUUGAAUAGAUGACGCCUGGCGCGGAUUCUGGUUUCGAUUCUCUGGAAAAAAACAGCAGAGAGAAUUUAUGUUAGACACCAAGGGGAAUGAAGCUCUGGUUCCGAUUCACAGUUCAAGUUUUGUGUUUGCCUUAUGAGUUAUGUGCUCAGUGAGAUGCGAGUUCGGUGUUUCCUCAUUACAAUUGGAGAAGCAAAAAGUUUUGCCGGUGUGUUGCUGUAGUCAUUGUGCUAUGUUAUUCUUUUGGUUGCAAAACAUAUUUAUGCGGAAACUUUCGAAUGUAAUUUAUACAGAUUUGUUUCUUUUCUUUUUUUCUGUACUUUAAAACUUGUUAGAUCACUGCCUAUCUGUAGAGACUGCAUUUUGAUCUUUCAAGUUCUUACUGAGCAAAUUACAUAUGUUUUAUAUGUAAUAGAGUGGAAAUAUUUGGAGACGGGCACGUAAAGUUGGUCUAUUUAUAA
Rhododendron vialii is the source of this 2938-nucleotide messenger RNA. RefSeq lists its product as uncharacterized. Gene Ontology annotation, cellular component: nucleus; preribosome, small subunit precursor. Gene Ontology annotation, molecular function: GTP binding; GTPase activity; U3 snoRNA binding. Gene Ontology annotation, biological process: ribosome biogenesis; endonucleolytic cleavage of tricistronic rRNA transcript (SSU-rRNA, 5.8S rRNA, LSU-rRNA); maturation of SSU-rRNA from tricistronic rRNA transcript (SSU-rRNA, 5.8S rRNA, LSU-rRNA). Bases 121 to 2484 code for a protein of 787 amino acids. The record is from RefSeq and is a predicted model, not a curated record. The transcript has 20 exons. NCBI's taxonomy places the organism in Eukaryota, Viridiplantae, Streptophyta, Magnoliopsida, Ericales, Ericaceae.